This is a messenger RNA of Camellia sinensis, 1249 nucleotides long. The record is from RefSeq and is a predicted model, not a curated record. Lineage: Eukaryota; Viridiplantae; Streptophyta; Magnoliopsida; Ericales; Theaceae.
CCCUCGGAUAUUAGCUCUCUCUACUUGCUCACUAACCAAACCACUCCUCUUCUUUGUUCUGUUCCAGGCUAAAAAGCUGCUCAUUUUUGUUGUUUUGUUGAUUUUUAUGUGUGGAACGCUGACCUCUUCUCCAUUCCUCAUUUCUCACUGUCAUCAACCUGUUGCAGAGCCAGAGCACAAGCACAAGCACAACUACAACCACAACUACACCGCCACCACCACCAACAAAGCUCUGCAUUGUACCCAUUUCUUUGUCCUCUGUCUAGACAUAAAUGCCCCUUCUGUGUCUGCACCAUCUUCACUCAACCCACAAUUUAUCACUUCACCCACUAAACCACAAUCACAAAACCCCAACUAAAUCUCACCCCCAUUUCGCUUAAUCUAGUAAAAAAAAAAAAAGAGUAAACCCACAUGGAUCUCUUCUCUUUACCCUCCUCACCUCUUAUUCUUUACUUCUCCCUCACUCUGUUUCUUCUUUCAAGAGGUGUUUUAGGGACUACAUUCACUUUCGUCAACAAAUGUGACAACACUGUAUGGCCUGGAAUUCUCGCAAAUGCAGGCAGUCCUAGACUCGACAGCACUGGAUUCGAGCUCCCCAAGGACAGCUCACGCACAUUCCAAGCCCCAACCGGCUGGUCCGGUCGGUUCUGGGGCCGAACCGGAUGUAACUUCGAUGGAUCCGAGUCGGGUUCAUGUUCCACCGCCGACUGUGGGUCGGGCCAAGCCGAAUGCAACGGAGCCGGAGCUACUCCUCCCGCGACUCUCGCCGAGAUCACGCUCGGGUCGGGCGGGCAGGACUUCUACGACGUGAGUCUUGUUGACGGGUACAACUUGCCCAUGAUAGUGGAAACGAGUGGCGGGUCGGGCAUGUGUGCGACGACUGGGUGUGUGACCGACUUGAAUUUGCAAUGCCCGGCUGAGCUGAGAGUGGGAGAUGGAGAAGCGUGUAAGAGCGCGUGUGAGGCGUUUGGGAGUCCAGAGUAUUGUUGUAAAGACGCGUUUAAUUCACCGGCGGCUUGUAAGCCGUCGGUUUACUCGGAGAUGUUCAAGUCGGCUUGUCCAAGAUCAUAUAGCUACGCAUACGAUGAUCCUACGAGUACGUUCACUUGUUCGGGUGCUGAUUACACGGUGACGUUUUGCCCUUCCAUGCCAAGGUAAAGAGUGAUAUUCAAAUAUUAUUUGUCCUUUUUACGUUUGAUUUUUUUUAUUUUAGUUUUUUACAUAUAUAUAUAUUUUUUAUUUUGUUAUA